Molecule: messenger RNA, 1232 nt
Organism: Globicephala melas (long-finned pilot whale)
Lineage: Eukaryota; Metazoa; Chordata; Mammalia; Artiodactyla; Delphinidae
Gene: SLX1A
Product: SLX1 homolog A, structure-specific endonuclease subunit
Biological process (GO): double-strand break repair via homologous recombination
Cellular component (GO): Slx1-Slx4 complex
Molecular function (GO): crossover junction DNA endonuclease activity; 5'-flap endonuclease activity
Source: RefSeq, a predicted model, not a curated record
CUUCCGCCCUCUUGCAAGCCCAGUUUUCCAACAGUCUCCGGUUUCUGCACCUACCAUCAGUCAGCCAAUCAGAGUCUGCAUAAGGCCCCGCCGGACGCUAAUUGGUACCCGCCGCCUGCACAGCAGCCCGGGAUCUGCGCCCCGGUUUGGACACCCUAGCUCCAGCUAGUAGAGGGUGCACGAGCCUGCAUUGCUGUGGCCUCUAGGGUACCUUGGGAUUGCCCCCAAGCGCUUUUUCCGAGACAAGCAUCUUGCGUCCCUGGCAACCCAGCUCUCCCCGGGGUCACAGGCCAGAGCAAUCAACCCCCAAGUUCCGAUGGGCCCCACAGGGGGCGCGGCGAGGCCCGGGCGCUUCUUCGGCGUCUACCUGCUCUACUGCCUGAACCCUCGGCACCGGGGCCGCGUCUACGUAGGGUUCACGGUCAACCCUGCUCGUCGGGUGCAGCAGCACAACGGGGGCCGCAGAAAAGGCGGGGCCUGGCGGACCAGUGGACGCGGGCCCUGGGAGAUGGUGCUCAUCGUACACGGCUUCCCCUCCGCAGUGGCCGCCCUUCGGUUCGAGUGGGCCUGGCAGCAUCCGCAGGCCUCGCGCCGCUUGGCGCACGUGGGUCCGCGCCUGCGCGGCGAGGCAACCUUCGCCUUUCACCUGCGCGUGCUGGCGCACAUGCUGCGCGCGCCGCCCUGGGCGCGACUCCCACUCACCUUGCGCUGGCUGCGCGCCGACUUCCGCCAGGAUCUCUGCCCGCCGCCGCCGCCUCACGUGCCGCUGGCCUUCGGGCCUCCGCCGCCCCGGGCUUCAGCCCCGAGGCGCCGCGCGGCUGACACCGAGUCCGAGCUGGAGCAUGACGCCGAGACCCGCUGCACCCUGUGCGCGCGUGUGCUCCAGGAUGAAGAAGACCCCCUGUGUUGCCCCCACCCUGGCUGCUCCCUGAGGGCCCAUGUGAUCUGCCUGGCAGAGGAGUUCCUGCAGGAGGAGCCAGGGCAGCUUCUGCCCCUAGAGGGCCAAUGCCCUGGCUGUAAGAACUCACUGCUGUGGGGAGACCUGAUCUGGCUGUGCCGGAUGGGCACCGAGGAGGAAGAGGAGGACUCGGAAUUAGAAGAGGAACACUGGACCGACAUGCUGGAGAUCUGAUCCUCAGCGUCCCCAACCUCUGCCCACUCCUUUUCUGUGCCACCCCCUGUGGGUCUGGGCAGUUUUUACUUGAGUACAAUAAAAAGUCUGAGUUAAGGUA